Hibiscus syriacus is the source of this 1677-nucleotide messenger RNA. Its product is annotated as F-box protein SKIP16-like. Gene Ontology annotation, molecular function: protein binding. The record is from RefSeq and is a predicted model, not a curated record. Lineage: Eukaryota; Viridiplantae; Streptophyta; Magnoliopsida; Malvales; Malvaceae.
CGACUGCGAUUGAGGCAGAAGGCAUACCAAAUUAAUCAGCCGCCAACAAAGAUAGCUUCUCCCAUCCCUUCAUCCAAACACUCGAAGAAAACUCCAAACCCAAACCCCAAGACAAAGCAUCCCGUCUAUCUCUAUCUCUCUCUCAACACCAGACAGUGACCCAUAAAUGUCUCGAUUUAGUGCUAGGAGGUUCUGACCUCUUUUUUUGUUUGUUUUUCAAAAUCCGGGUUUUGGGUUUUGAAGUGUGAUUUCAAUGGAAAAGGAGUUGGGAUUAGAUGGUUUAGGAGAUUUAGCUCUCCACACGAUUUUAUCAAAGUUAACUCCUUCAGAUACUGUUAGAGUAUCAUGUGUCAGCAAAAGGUAUAGAGUUUCAGCUUCUGAAGAUUCGCUUUGGGCUCACUUUUGUUCCCAAGAGCUUCAUCUUGCAUCCCCUCAAGAUCAUCAUGGAAACCCUCUCCCUUCUUUUAAGGUGACUUAUCAGUUAUGGCGAGAGGCUUUCUCGAUGUAUCCAUGGCCGCUUGUUAUGCGUGUUAAGAGAUGCUGGGAUAAGCUUAAGCAAUGGUUGAGCAAUAAUUUUCCCGAGGCUGAAGCUACACUUAGAAGGGGUGCAUCAGAAUCUGAUAUCGAACAAUUGCAGACGCUUUUGAAAGUAAAACUACCUCUUCCCACUCGACUUCUAUAUCGUUUUCACGACGGUCAAGAUCUGAGAGACUCGAGGACAGCGCCUGGUAGCUCGUUGGGAAUUAUAGGUGGCUACUCUUUCUAUACCAAUUCAGUUAAUGUUUUCUUGUUACCGAUAAGUCAGGUUAUUGUUGAAACGAGAGGCUUCAUACGUCACUUGGGUUUUUCGAGCCGGUCCAAGUACAUCCUCGUGGCUGCUUCUUCCACUGUUAGUGAGAAAUUGUUUUUCUUGAACUCUACCAAUGGACAACUUUAUGUUGGUACCCGAAACCUUCCUAUGGAUGGAGAAAUGAUUCAAUGUGUCCCCAAUGCACUUAUCCGUUCCGUUCACAAUUUGCAUGAUGAUCAGCAGCAAGAUGCUUUGCUGCUGUGGUUAGAGGAACACGGACGCCGUUUAGAGAACGGCGUAAUCAAAGUCCGCAAAGAAGGAGGUGUCCGAAGUAUCAAUCUCUUUCAGGUUCCUCCCCUAUGUUCCACUGCUGUAACAAAUGGUGUGCAGGUUCGUGCUUCGGCUGUUUUUGUUCCGGAAUUUGCUGACCUGCAAGGUGAAGCCGAGAAGUACACGUUUGCUUAUUCAAUCCGCAUGUCGCUAUUGCCAGAAGGAUGUAUCAUUAAUGGAACGACCUUUGGCUCCUGCCAACUGAGUCUGAGGCACUGGAUUAUUCGUGCCAAUGAAGAUAUUGUAUCUAAUGUUAAUGGAGAAGCUGUGAUUGGAAAGUUCCCAAUCUUGCAUCCCGGUGAAGAUGAAUUUGUUUACGAGAGCUGCACCCCUUUAUCAUGCCCUUCGGGAUCCAUUGAAGGGUCUUUCUCAUUUGUCCCUGGCAGGUUGGCUGAUCCGAAAGGCGGUCCGUUCGAAGUUCAAGUGGCAAGGUUCCCGCUUCAGAAGCCGGAUUAUGUUUUUUGAGAAAAACUUGUGCUUUGAUCUGCUUUCCUGUUGAUUUCACAUGUAUUAUAUGUUAUUGUUACAUAUUUGUAUGUGUGUGUGUGUGCUCUUUA